CAGGGACACUUUUAUGUGGUAGUCACUACUUUAAAGUACACUGUUAGUCACCGCCUCUUCGCAAUUCUCGUAAUUAUUUACAGUUUAGCUAUACUGGAAGUAAACUGUGUAGUUUCUUUCUAGUACAUUGUGUCAAUGGCAGAAUCUCGAGGAUUUUCUAGCGGUUUUAACAAGAGCGAAGGCGAUAGAGGUAGAGGUCGUGAUUCGCGUCGAGGCAGAGGACGAGGUCGUGGACCUGCAACUGAAAUCAAAGAAUGGGUUCCUGUAUCUAAACUAGGACGCUUAGUACUUGAAGGGAAAAUAACUUCAUUGGAGGAAAUUUACGUUAACUCUUUACCUAUUAAAGAGUAUCAAAUAGUAGAUUUCCUUUACGAAGGCAAGGGGAGCGAAGAAGGAAAGUCAGCUUUGAAAGAUGAUGUUAUGAAAAUCAUGCCCGUACAAAAGCAAACAAGAGCCGGUCAAAGAACACGUUUCAAAGCAUUUGUUGCCGUGGGUGAUUGUAAAGGUCACGUUGGCUUAGGUGUUAAAUGUGCGAAAGAAGUUGCUACAGCUAUAAGAGGCGCAAUCAUUGCAGCUAAACUGUCUUUAAUUCCCGUUCGUCGUGGUUAUUGGGGAAGUAACAUUGGAGCUCCUCAUACAGUUGCUAUGAAAAUAUCUGGAAAGUGUGGAUCAGUACGCGUUCGUUUAGUUCCAGCACCCCGUGGAUCUCAAGUUGUAGGGGCUCCAACCACAAAAAAAAUGUUGUAUUUCGCUGGUUUACAAGACUGUUUUACAUCAACAACUGGCCGAUCGCGUACUAAAGGCAACUUUAUGAAAGCUUUAUUUGAUGCGUUGACCAAAACAUACAGCUUUUUGACACCAGAUUUGUGGAGAGAAACCAAAUUCCCUAUUUCACCUUAUCAACAACAUUCGGCAAUUUUAAAUGUUUCUUAUAAUGAUGCUGUAAUAAAUAAACCUGUUGCUUAGGCAAAAACGUUUUUUUCGUUGUAUCUUGCAUUUAUCAAUAAGAUUGUUGAACUAAGUUUGAAUCAUUCA
Hylaeus volcanicus is the source of this 1035-nucleotide messenger RNA. RefSeq names its product 40S ribosomal protein S2-like. Gene Ontology annotation, molecular function: structural constituent of ribosome; RNA binding. Gene Ontology annotation, cellular component: cytosolic small ribosomal subunit; ribosome. Gene Ontology annotation, biological process: translation. The transcript has 3 exons. Lineage: Eukaryota; Metazoa; Arthropoda; Insecta; Hymenoptera; Colletidae. The record is from RefSeq and is a predicted model, not a curated record. The coding region runs from base 136 to 966 and encodes 276 amino acids.